GAACCUGGUGAAUCCUUAACAUCCAAUUAGUGAAGGCAGUUUCCAACCCCUUCUUCUUUAUUCUGUCUCGGGACUUGUGAGGAACACAUUAGACUAAGAUGAUGCUCAUGCUGCUAACCAUAUUGUUAAUGCUUGCAUUAGUAGGGGUAGGAGUUGCUGUAGUAGAUACAUCUCUCCCUGGUUGCAUAGACACUUGUGGAAAUGUUACAAUUCCAUAUCCAUUUGGUGUAGGUAAAUCUAAAACCGGUGAGAACUGUUUCUUGGAGGAUGGGUUGAAUCUUACUUGCCAAAAUAAUUCUCUAUUUCAGGGAAAUACGCAAGUUUUAAACAUAUCCCUCCAAGGUCAAUUUGAUAUGAUGUUUUUUGUCUCCGAACUUUGCAAAGAUACCAAAAAUGGUGUAGCUAAUCAACCCUAUCUUAGCACUCCAGCUUUUACCAUUUCUAGCAAAGAAAACAAGUUCAUAAGUGUCGGUUGUGACACUAUUGGCUCUCUCAAUAGCUACCGCAAUGGUGUAGAAUAUUCAACUGGGUGCUUAACAAAGUGUGGUAGGUUCCCUUACGAUGUGGUAAACAAUGGAACAUGUUCGGGGAUAGGGUGUUGCCAAGUGGAUAUUCCUCUUGGCAUGAAUAAUAUCACUUUACAAACAAAUAGUUUUAACUCUUUGAACAUCACUGAUUGUAGUUAUUCCUUUAUUGCCAAACAAGGCUUCUAUGAGUUUAGCAUCGAUCAUUUAGAGAAACUGCCUUUUAAUGUGCUUCCUAUUGUUAUUGAUUGGACUGUUGGAAAUGAGAGAUGUGAAGCUUUCCGGAAUGGAUCACUCAAAAGUGCAUGCAUGAAUAAUAGUUAUUGUGAUGAUGUUGGAACUACUUAUGGAUAUAGAUGCAUAUGCAGAACAGGUUAUGACGGAAAUCCAUAUCAUCCAAAUGGUUGCCAAGACAUUAACGAAUGUAAGAUAAACAAUCAUACGUGUAUAAGUGAAGAUCAUUGCCGUAACACUGAUGGGUCUUUCGAGUGCUUUUGUCCUGAUGGACAAGUUGGAAAUGGAAAAAGCGAUGGAGGAUGUCGGCCAAUACAAGGGAAAAGUAAUCAAACCAAGUAUGCCGUUGGAGCAAGUGCAGGUUUUCUGGCACUGUUACUGAUUUCUUGGAUAUACAUAAUAUAUCAAAAAAGGAAUCUCAUUAAACAAAGAGAAAAAUUCUUUCGACAAAAUGGUGGUUUCAUUUUGCAACGACGACUGUCAACAAUGACAACAAAUCAAGACCCUUCCCAAACUGCACAAAUUUUCACAGCAGAAGAGCUAAAGAAAGCCACUAACAAUUAUGAUGAGGGCCUAAUCAUUGGCCAAGGAGGUUUUGGCACAGUUUUCAAAGGAAUCCUUGCAAAUAACAACGUUGUUGCGAUUAAGAAAUCUAAAGUUGUGGAUCAAAGCCAAGUUGAGCAAUUCAUUAAUGAGGUGAUUAUUCUGUCCCAAAUCAACCACAGGAAUGUCGUAAAACUCUUGGGUUGUUGUUUAGACAUUGAAGUCCCAUUAUUGGUCUAUGAGUUUGUUAAUAAUGGUAACCUUUAUGAUAAUUUACAAAAUGAAAACAAGGCAGGUAAUAUGCCUUGGGAGACUCGUCUAAGAAUAGCCAUAGAGGUAGCAGGUGCUCUAUCAUAUUUGCAUUCAGAUGCUUCCACAACUAUUAUUCAUAGAGAUGUCAAGAGCGCUAACAUUCUCUUGGAUGACACUUACACUUCAAAAGUGUCGGAUUUUGGAGCUUCAAAAUUGGUUCCCCUUGAUCAAGCAGAAUUAGCCACAAUGGUACAAGGAACUUUUGGUUACUUGGACCCAGAGUACAUGCAAACAAGUAAUUUAACUGAGAAGAGUGAUGUCUAUAGCUUUGGAGUAGUGCUUGUGGAGCUACUAACAGGACAAAAAGCUCAUUCAUUUCAAAGGCCAGAGGAGCAACAAAGUCUAGCUAUACACUUUCUCUCCAGCUUAAAAGAUAAUCGCUUGUUUCAAAUUGUUGAACUUAAUCUCUUGAGUGAAAAAACUAUGAAAGAGAUCAUGGAAGUUGCUAUUGUUGCAAGCAAGUGCUUAAAGCUUAGAGGGGAGGAGAGGCCUAGCAUGAAGGAAGUGGAAAUAGAGUUGAAAAGAAUAAGGGUAACCGAGAAGCACCCAUGGGGUAAUGUAAGCAUGAAUUUGGAGGAGUCUCAAUAUUUACUUCAUGAGACAUCGAGCAUUGAUGAGCAUGGCAAUAGUAGUAAGCUUGGAAAUUAUGGGUACGACAGCUUAAGGGACCAUGUACGCGUUGCCUUUGAUGUUGCACGUUGAUACUUAUGGCAUAAGAACAUUUUAAAUGAAUUUAGAAUAUAUUGGUUUGGUUUAGAGUGUCUAUCUUUGUAUGUACCUAUUUUAAGAUGGAGAUUCUCUUGCUCAAUGAAAUCAUUAGGAUUUUUUUUUUUUCAUUUUGUAAAUUUACAUAUCAAUGUUUUAUAAUGAUCUCUUAGGUC
Messenger RNA from Abrus precatorius (Indian licorice), 2494 nucleotides. Its product is annotated as wall-associated receptor kinase 2-like. The coding region runs from base 99 to 2315 and encodes 738 amino acids. Lineage: Eukaryota; Viridiplantae; Streptophyta; Magnoliopsida; Fabales; Fabaceae. Gene Ontology annotation, cellular component: plasma membrane. The transcript is spliced from 3 exons. The record is from RefSeq and is a predicted model, not a curated record. Gene Ontology annotation, biological process: protein phosphorylation; cell surface receptor signaling pathway. Gene Ontology annotation, molecular function: ATP binding; polysaccharide binding; calcium ion binding.